Gracilinanus agilis (Agile Gracile Mouse Opossum) is the source of this 1165-nucleotide messenger RNA. Its product is annotated as olfactory receptor 5AU1. Lineage: Eukaryota; Metazoa; Chordata; Mammalia; Didelphimorphia; Didelphidae. Gene Ontology annotation, cellular component: membrane. Gene Ontology annotation, biological process: G protein-coupled receptor signaling pathway; sensory perception of smell. Gene Ontology annotation, molecular function: olfactory receptor activity; odorant binding. The record is from RefSeq and is a predicted model, not a curated record.
UUUCAUUCUAUGUUUUAAAAUUUCUCUUGUAUUUUCCUUCAGUGACUAUAUACCAGUAUUUUGCAUAUGGUAGCUAGUCAAUUAAUCCUUGUUAAGUAGUUAGCCAAUGAAGAAAAGACACUCUCAUGAUUGGUUCCAUUGGCAAAGCCAGAAUCUCCAGAUGGAACUCAGACUGGUCUAAAAUUUAUUCUCAGGGUUAUUUGACCCAGUCAAACUCUUUUCCUUUUCAUUUCUGAACCUAGUAAAGCCUUGGAAGGAAAUGGAGAGAGGGAACUUCAGCAGAAUCAUGGAAUUAGAACUUUGGGGCUUCCCCAGUGACCCUCAGCUAAAGAAGCUGCUUUGGGGAAUAUUUUUGGUCCUGGCCAUUAUCACUCUGAUGGGGAAUAUGACCAUGUUCUUCUCGAUCUGUGUGAGCUCAGAUCUGCACACUCCCAUGCAUUUCUUCCUGAAGAGCCUCUCCUUCUUGGAUUUUUGGUGCUCCUCAGGGAUCAUCCCCCAGUUCCUAGUGAACUUUUUAGUUGAGAAAAAGGUCAAUUCCUCCCUAGGAUGUAUGGCUCAAUUUUUUUAUGGUGGCUUUAUAAUAACAGAGUGCUCCCUCAUAGAUGCUAUGGCCGAUGACCACUAUGCUGCCAUCCAUAAUCCAGUACUCUACAAAUCUGUGGGUGUCUCUUUGGUUGCUGGAUCCUUUGUUAUUGGCUUUCUCAAUUCCCUCGUUCACACAAGCUGUAUCUUCAGUUUAAAUUUCUGUGAAGCACCUGUAAUCACUUACUUUUUCCUUGAUGCACCCCCAGUUUUGUCCCUGGCUUGUGAAGACACCUUUCUUUGUGAGAUUUUGCUCUUCAUUUUUGCAGGCAUCACUCUUCUGAGUACUACCUCCACUAUCUUGAUUUCCUUCUUCCUCACUAUCAUGAGAAUGAAUUCUAGUGAAGGAAGGUUUAAAGCUUUGUCCACAUGUGCCUCCCAUCUCCUAGCUGUCUGCCUCUUCUUUGGGACAUCUCUUUUCAUGUACCUUCAGCCACCUUCCAGUUAUUCCUUGAAUCAAGACUGCAUGGUUGCUCUGACAGACACAAUGGUUAUCCCAGUGUUGAAUCCCCUGAUCUAUUCUCUGAGGAACAAGGAUGUGAAGGAGGUGCUAAGGAAGAUCUGGAGAGGAAAACAAGAAUAG